Messenger RNA from Spinacia oleracea (spinach), 4195 nucleotides. RefSeq lists its product as uncharacterized. The coding region runs from base 1832 to 4048 and encodes 738 amino acids. Gene Ontology annotation, biological process: RNA processing; mRNA 5'-splice site recognition. NCBI's taxonomy places the organism in Eukaryota, Viridiplantae, Streptophyta, Magnoliopsida, Caryophyllales, Amaranthaceae. The transcript is spliced from 3 exons. The record is from RefSeq and is a predicted model, not a curated record. Gene Ontology annotation, molecular function: RNA binding.
GCAACCUUCUCACCAAUCCUCCCUCCUCUUUCCGCAAGCUCACCAGCUAUAGCGGCGGCGGAGGACUUCCUCCCGAUUCUCAUCUCGAAUCUGAGCUCGAUCUCGAACGUUAUGCAGAUCUUACGUCUUCUUCUCCUGAACCAGGUUUGUUCUUUUUCCUUUUUCUUUUUUUUACGCUGAAUUUUCAAUUCGAUUUUUGUUUUAUGCUUAUUUGUGUUCAAUUAAGAAGCAAGAAAAUUUUAAGCUGAUUUAUUCUUUGAAUUUAGUGAAUUAAUGUUAUUUUGCUGAUAGUGUAGUUAUUUGUUGGUGGAAUUUAGGUGAGUAUAAUUUUGGGAGGUUGAAUAUUAUGCUGUAAUGUGGGAUUAGAAUUAUCAGUCAAUUAAUUAGGUUAUACUGAGAAAAUUGAGCUUAUUAGUUUUAGGGGUUAUUGUUGUUGAACUAAGUUCGUUGGAGUAUGUAUGAAUUACGAAAGCGCUGCUACUUUUGUUGUAUGCAAGGAUAUAUUUUAUAGGAGGGAUUUGUUUGAAGUCAAGAUAAUAUUACUAGCUUGUCGGACCUCUCGGUGUAAACAAGAUCACGAAAGUUUUGCUAGUUUUACUGUAUGAAGGUAUUUUUAAGACGAGGCUGUGGAUUGUGAAACCAGAAUAAUGUUCUAGCUUGAGGGAGCACCCUUGUGAGCUUCCAGCUACUAAGAACCAUCAGAUAGGCGAGCUUUUGGGACCUUGGGAGAGGACAAUGUAGAUAUCAGGAAUUUCUUGAUUUGCAUGGGUAUUGGGGAGUGCACUCAUAAAAUGCUUAUGUGAACAUGUCAUGCGAUAUCGGGAAUUUCUUGAUUGGCAUGGGUAUUGGGGAGGGCACUCAUAAAAUGCUUAUGUGAACAUGUCAUGCUUAUGUGGACAUGUCUUGAAUCUCCACAUUAAAAAUGAGCGCUAUAUUUCGAUACAUUUUUUUACAUGAGGCCAGGCAUUGCAUCUUUAGGUCAACAAUUUAACAUAAAAAUGAGGAAGUUAUGGGUAUCAAUAUUUCUUGUAACUAGUGUUAGUUACAGGUGCAUGCUAUGUUGCUUUGCUACAUAUUUACACGUUUGCAGGAAAGAUUUCUUAUCUGCAACAGGUUGAUCUCUUGAAAUGACAAGUAAGAAUGCCUUUGUCCUCACUCCGCUAGUAUAAUAAAAUAGAAACUGAAGAUCCGAGGACAGAUGCCUCUGGAUAUCAUUUUGUACCCUUUGCUUAUGGAAACUCUGCUGAUUCCAGUGGACAGAAGACUCUUGAUGUGGCUCGGGACAUAUCUGCGUUUCAUCCACCAUUUUCUGUGCCUGAAAGUUUACUUCAAAACCUGGUAGGUUUAUCCCUUUUUAGCUAUACAUCUUAUACAUAGCUUUAAGAAGAGUGUCUAGAAUUUGAUGAUGAUUUUUUCAUUUUUGAAGAGUUAGCUAAUGUGGACAAAUGGUAUCUGUCUGAUGUGCAUAUGUUAUUCUGAGGCUUACUAUGUCUAAGUUUUCAGAUGCUUGGAGCAGGGCGGACUUCUUCUGACCUAAAGUUGCCAUUCAGGGGCACCUUGUUCCCUUUUGAUGUCAUGAAAGAUAGGCCGUGCAGGUGGGAUUAGGACCAUAGAGUUCAAUGCUUAACUGGAAAUUCAAAUCAUCGUAGUCGCUUGGAGCAUAUGGAAUGAAAUGUUUCUUCAUAGAGUUUUGAUAUUUUACCGCUUAAGAUUAUCAAACACUGCAUCAGAUGCUACCUAUCAAGUUUCCUUAGCUUUUGUAAUUCUAGGUUCUCCACGAGUUUUUUGUUAAAUAUAAAAUGUGAGGUUUUUCUUCUCAUUUUUUUAAUGCAUGUUAUUGUUUUUCUCUGAUGCUUUUCAGCCUCCUGCGGACAAAGUGCAUCAGAUUAUUGCAAGGACUGCUUUGUUUGUCGGUGAACAUGGCGGCCAAUCUGAAAUUGUUUUAAGAGUGAAACAGGGAGAUAACCCGACGUUUGGAUUUUUGAUGCCACACCAUCAUCUACACCCAUACUUCAGAUAUCUUGUUGAUCACCUAGAGCUUCUGAAAGCUGACCAUGAUGGCAAGUUACAGAAAGAGAAAAGUAAUGAGGAUCAAACUGGUGGAGCACUUACUCUCUUGGGUUCUUUCUAUGGUACAGGAGAAGAUGAGGAUGGUGCAGUAGAGCAAGAAUCUAAGCAAGUUUCCUCAGAUGAAACUCCAAUGGUAGCUGUCACGUCCAGUUCUCAUCAAGUAAAGCAAACAACCUGUCCAGGAAAUGUGUCUGGAAAGGACGACAUGGUUUCUAAAGAUGCACAUCCUUUCAAAGUGAAAGCACCUGUAUUGAGUAAAAACCUUAUCAGUGGCAUAAAGUCUGUAAGUGCUAAUACUGUGAAGAAAGAUGUAGACAAAAUAGCUUCCAAUGGUCCCAUCAUGGACAAGUCAAAAGCUUCAAGUUUGUUUCCGGUUUCCAAAGUUGAAACAUUACUGGUGGACCCUCCAUCCGAAGUUAAAAGGUUGGUUGAUCGGAUCGUUGAGAUCAUCUUGAAGAAUGGUAAGGACUUUGAGGCAGUGCUUAUUGAGCAGGACAAAAAGCAUGGCAGGUUUUCAUUCUUGCUGCCAUCCAACCAGUAUCAUCCAUACUAUCUAAAGCUUCUGAAAAAAGCUCAAGAGUCCAGAUUAAGUGGUAAGAGCUUUAGUACUGAGAUGGACAAGAACACUGCUCCCAGGAAGGAAAGUGAUGCCUUAUCCUUGGAAUGCGGAGAUGAUGAUUUGGCGCUUGACUGUGACAGAAAAGAGAAGUUCAAAAUGGUAAUUAGCAAGUCAAAAAAAGACACACACGAUCUUCCGUCCAAAGAAACUCAGCAACUCUCUGGAAUUACUGUGGAUGCAACAGCAGCGGCAGCUAUACUUCAGGCUGCCACAAGAGGCAUUAAGAAACCUAAUCUAGAUAUUUUCUCCAAGACGUCUUUGAGCGGUGCUAGUCGUGGUUCCAGCAAUGAGGGUGGACAGGUGUCAAGUUUUGGAAGCCUUCAGUCGUCACAACAUCAAAGUUCAUCCCAAAAGCAAACGGAGAAUGGGAAACCCAGUGUUACUAUUCCGGUUGCUAAAGAAAUUGCCAAUAAUGCUGCUCGUGCAGCAGCUGGUGAGGCUGACUCCUCUGAAGCAGGGAUGACCAAGGAGCAGAAGCUAAAGGCUGAAAGAUUGAGGCGAGCCAAGAUGUUCGCAGCAAUGAUUAGGAGUGGUGUUGCACCAUUGGGUGCCGAACCAUCCAGGUCUGGGGUCCCUGGCUCUGCCACUAAUGUAGAAAUCAAUGAUAGAAUAGGACCCUCAGUUCCAGCAGAGACGGAGACUUCAACUAGGAUUGAGAUGUCAGGGAGGAAUUCUAAUUCUUCUGAUGAUGAAACUGAAAGGAAUGGAAGAAAGAGGCGUCACUACAGGUCUCGAAAACAUGAUGAGAGCGAAGGAGAAGAAGAAGAUGAUUACGAGGGGAAGAGAGAGAAAGAUGAUCCAAGGCAUUCUAGGAAGAAGCAUAGACCCCAUCAGUCCUCGCGGCAUCAUAGAGAUAGAAGCAAGGAUGUAGAUAAACGUCGAAGAAAGUCAAGAACCAAAGAAUCUCGACAUAAGGACAAGGAUGAGAGCUUCUCUUCUCCUGAAGAAGAAGAAGAAGAAGACAGGCAUAACAGAUACAAGCAUGAUAGUUCUUCCGAUGAUGAACACAAACGCCAUAAACGGAGGCACAAGCAUGAUAGUUCCUCUGAAGAUGAGCGCAAACACCGGAAACGAAAGCACAAACACUAUAGAAAAGAAGAUAGACAUAAAGAUAGAUCUAGCAAGGUUGGGAGAAGGUCCCAGAAGGAGGAAAUUGAGUUGGAAGAAGGUGAGAUUAGAACUAAAUCUUCAGACCAGUCUUCGUCAGCCAUAGGUGAUGAUGCAAGUACAGAAGCCUCUCUUGAUGCUUCUAAGUCAUCUUACCAAGAAAAGGCUCCAUCUUUUCCCCCUCCUGAAACCACGGAAGUUCCCGAUGAGCUAAGAGCCAAAAUUCGGGCAAUGUUGCUUGCCACGAUGUAAGUUCUUCUUAUUUAAUUUUCUGUAACAUGUAUUUUCUGAUUAUAUAUGCUGGUUGUCAGUUAGAAAUGAAUCUUGUUCUUUCACUCAGUUCAAAAUCUUGUAAUUUCUCUUCAUUUUGAAAGAAUGUGCUUGUUUGUCGUUGGUCAA